Molecule: messenger RNA, 1948 nt
Organism: Synchiropus splendidus (mandarinfish)
Lineage: Eukaryota; Metazoa; Chordata; Actinopteri; Syngnathiformes; Callionymidae
Gene: p2rx1
Product: purinergic receptor P2X, ligand-gated ion channel, 1
Exons: 13
Coding region: 201-1394 (397 amino acids)
Biological process (GO): monoatomic cation transmembrane transport; response to ATP
Cellular component (GO): nuclear inner membrane; plasma membrane
Molecular function (GO): extracellularly ATP-gated monoatomic cation channel activity; purinergic nucleotide receptor activity; ATP binding
Source: RefSeq, a predicted model, not a curated record
UGCGAUGAGGAGUCAGUGUAGAUGAAGGGAUCAGACAGAGGGAGAGAGAGAAAGCAGAGUGGGAGGGAAGUACAACUCACCAGCAGACGCUCACUAAGGAGGAGGCAGAGCACCUUUGGCAUCAGUGAGGAACCAGGCACAGACCAGCGGAGGAGUCUGAGGGGGAUUUUGUUCAGACGAGGAGACCCUCCUCUGAGAAGAUGAAAGAGCAAAUCACCAACGCCAUCUCCGACUUCUUCUUUGAGUACGAGACCCCACGGCAGGUGCUGGUGCGCAACAGAAGGGUGGGGGUCGUGUGCCGCCUGAUCCAGCUUGGAGUCCUGGCUUAUAUCAUUGGGUGGGUGUUCAUCUACGAGAAAGGGUAUCAAUCCACGGACACGGCCGUCAGCUCGGUCUUCACCAAGAUGAAAGGGGUGGGCUACACCAACGUGAACGGCGCCGAGAGAGUCUGGGACGUGGCCGACUAUGUUUUCCCACCGCAGGGAGACUCAUCUUUUGUGGUGAUGACCAACUACAUCAUGACUGAGGGCCAGCAGAUGGGAAAGUGUCCAGAGCUUCCUGGCAAACACAACUGCAGCACAGACUCAGACUGUGAAGGAGGGAGUUACAAACGUACGGGACAUGGGGAGAUGACUGGAGUGUGUGUGAACGCCACGAAGACCUGCGAGGUCCUGGCCUGGUGCCCCGUCGAGAACGACCACGUUAUUCCAGACCCACCUCUGUUGCUGUCAGCGGAGAACUACACACUGUUCAUCAAAAACUCCGUCACGUUUCCCUUAUUUGGAGUUACAAGGAGCAACCUGGUGGAAGGAGUUGAUGCGGAAUACAUCAGAGAAUGUCUUCAUCAUUCCCAGAAGGAUCCGCUGUGUCCAAUAUUCAGACUGGGCGACAUUGUCAAAGAGUCCGGCUUCAACUUUGAGCUGAUCGCCAAAGUGGGAGGAGCCAUCGGCAUUGUGAUUGAGUGGACUUGCAAUUUCGAUGUGGAUGUAAAACACUGUAAACCACAGUAUCACUUCCAUGGUCUGUAUGGGAACCCGGCAGAGACAGACAAGGCCAGAGCGUCAGUCGGGUACAACUUCAGGUAUGCAAAGCAUUAUAUGGAAGACAAGGUGCAGAAAAGAACUCUACUCAAAGUGUUUGGAAUAAGGUUCGAUAUCAUCGUUCAGUCGCUGGCGAGAAAAUUCGACAUCAUCCCAACGUUAACCGCUAUUGGUUCGGGAGUGGGAAUCUUCGGAGUGGCGACUGUCGUCUGUGACCUCGUGUUGCUUUAUUUACUGCCGAAAAGGAAAUUUUACAAGAACAUGAAAUUCAAAUAUACAGAGUCACAUGUGCAGGACCCAGAAUCAGAAGCAGGCAGCACAGAGACAGAGAUAACAAAAGUCAGGGAUUCAUAGGCUACCGUGGUGUAUAUACAUGUUUAAGAGAGUGGAGGGUGACUCAAGCUGACCGCACACAUCCCUGAAAAGUCCUCAGGAAACUCCAACCUCCUGUUGUUGCCGGCUAUUUCCCAGCAGUGUCUUCCAUCAGCACCACUCUGGCAGGAAGCCUCGGUUUCCUCGGUAGCUACGCGUGGGGUUGGCGAACCGUUGGGUUUGCUUUAGGUGUAACUGCUGUUUUCACGCCAGAGAACACACCUCCUUGCACUUCCAUCUACACACUGUCCUUCAAUGAUCCGUCUGAACAUCAUGUGGACGUUCCACUGUCAAGUGUUGUGAUCCGCAUCCAAUAAACCUUUGUCUCACACUGGAGUCAAGCAGGGGCCAAAACAAUAAUUCAGAGCGUCUUUUAUUCAUUCUAGAAGGUACAAAAACAUGCAAAAAUAGCUUAUAUAUGUAUAUGAUAUCGGUACAUAUUUACAUGGUAAUGACUGCAUUCCUUUAAGAUGUGCCAUGCUUCUGUUCAUGUACGUGCAAAAUAUAAUCAGAGAAAUAUACACAACACCAGACGG